AACGAAAGUAUAUUAAUGUCUUGUUCGUUCGUAACGAUUAGGAAAAUAUUUUGCAAAAUUCGUAGUAAAUCGGUGCAAGAUUGGAAAAUAUCGGGGUGAUUCGGGUACAUUGGGCGCUGCUCCUGCUCGUGGUCGGUUUCGCGUCAGCUGGAUCGAGAAAAAUCGCCCGAAAUCGAGCCAGUGAAAAUUGGCAGUGUGUUUUCUUCCGUGGGGGCAGUUUCUUGAAAGAAGAGGAAAGUUUUCUCACUGCUGGUUUGCUCCACUAUUGAUGGUGGUAGCACUACUAUUAUAGUGGGCACCCGAAUCCGAAAGUGCAAAUAGUGGCUUAAGGCCAUGUCGAAACAUGAUAUGGUGGUGCAUUCUAUGGCAUAGUGCGGAGGCUUCGUUUGGGGAGAGAAUGUGAAAGGAACUUGGGUCACAUCCGGAAAAAGGAACUUACGAGUUGUUUGUGAACCAGUUUUCUUCACUGUCCUUCAAGGGGGGCGAAAAAACUUUCCUGGCUUAUUAAAAAAUAGUGUGCAUACGCGUAGGAGGGCAACAGUAAAAAAAGAUAGAAAAAUAGCUAUAGAAAGUCACAGAACGGAUCGAAGCAAAACAAAGCAGAGAACGAAAAAGAAAAUUAUGAAAUGAACCUUCGGAAAUGGGGUCACAAACCUUGGAAAUUUUGCGACAAGGAGUAUUGGCCAGCUUGACCGGUGGAUGGUUCUACGAUGUCCAUCAGAAUGUGUUCUGCAAUGCAGUCCAUCUGUACAUCUGGCUGUUCUUGCUGUUUAUGCCCUUCAUCAUCUAUAUGUACUUUCCGACAUCGGCAGCAGUAUGGGUCGUCUACUGUGUGUUGAUCGCGAUUAUAAUCAGUUUGUUUAAAUUCAUAAAUGUGGCCCUGCAUCGAAUGUACGACAAGGCACGGACCCUGUCGGAAACCAAUCUCAAGAAACCUGCUAAGGUACCUCGUGAAACUGCAGGUGAUGAUGAUGCAGGAAUCGAGAUGCAAAUCCUGGGAACGGUUGAGGUUGUCGAGACACCACCUGUGGAUAUGUCGUCCCGCACUUCGGUGGAACGUCACAGCGAUGAGAUCAGUUGUGCCAACAGUGCUAUUUCGAUCGAUUACCAGGAACAGGUAACCAGUACGAUCGAUUUGAAGGUGGAUGUUCAUCGGAAGAACAGCUCGGAAUCGAGUGAUAGCAAUGGAGAUGUUGCUGGGCCGUCCAGUGCAGGAGUGGGUGGAAAGUCCAUGGUUCGAGCUUCAACUAUGCAAAAUCAAUCGGCGGAAAUUACUAGUGGAGCUACUCACAAGCGAUCUCUGAGCACACCGAAUCAGGGAAAAUCUCUCGAUUUGGGAACUGAAAGUCACAGGGAUGCGCGCGGCGAGAAAGAUGUUGUUGAUGGUGAGGAAGGAGCUGUGGGAGGUGAAUCAGCGAAAGAUGGUGGUAAGAAAAAUGCAACAUUGAGGCGACAUCAGUAUAAAUCGAAACGAAAACAACGUUUCAUGAACAAUCAGCUACAUCGUCAAAUAUCUCUUGAUUCGGAGAAAAUUGGAAUGGGUAUUGCUUUCGCCGAUGAAGCAACAUCAGCAGGUGCCAAUUUACAUCGUCAUCUGAGUUCGGAAGAUCAAAAUAACAAAUCAAAUACGUCUCUCUUUCAUCACCAUCAUCAUCACCACCACCAUCAUAUGCUAGCAUUGCAAAAUCUAGAUCCAGAUCUUUACCUAGAUCAUAGUUAUACGAAGUCAGCUGUACAAUUGGCCGUUGAAAAUAUUCCUGGCGAAACCACUAGCAAAGUGUAUUUGCUGCAGCAAUCAACCCCAAUACGGCGAGACUCUAGCAGUACGAUGUCAGCUAUUCAGUUACCAACACUAGCUGGAAAUUCUUCUAGUAAAAGCAGACGUCAUUCGAAUGUAAAUUCUAAUGCUGUAACCGGAGUACGUCCAUUACCGCGGUCAUUGACCUCGGUUCGACGCAUUAAAAGCGCUGCCCUUGAAACCUGCAGCCCAUCGUCGGUGUCCAAUCUAGCUCCAACACAUCCCAAUAGCGUAGAAGUGAUUGGGAGCCAAACACUUCAAAAUCCUCAACACAUUGUGAUUCCGCCUCCCAGCAAAUGCCUCUCCAGGAAUCCGCAUUUGAAUCUGUUCCCAAAGCCCACCAUGGAGGGUUCGACGGUUUCGAAUAUAAAUCCUUCGAAUACGGAACCAGUUUAUCCAAUCGCAGAGCAGGCUGAUGAAAGUACGCCUAUCAAAAAUAUGCCUGAAAAGGUAGAGAACUUUGAACCAGACUCGGAUUCGGAAAACGCUCACGACGAAGACGAUGACGAUGAUAAUGAUGAUGAAGAUGAAGACGAUGAAGAGGAAGACGACGAUGAAGAAGCCAUCGAUAGGCUUCGAGGAGGUGUAAGUGAAGAUGAAAGUGUUCACACUAUACAUACCCACAUUCACAGGCACCAUCAUCAUCGACAUCAGUUCGGGUCUAGUUCGGCAGCUAUGAGCCGUCAGGCAUCGUUACAACACUCUCAACAGUCGAACCCACCCUCGCACUCACAAACAUCUCAAACGCCACAUGAAGAUGCUGAACAAGAUACCGAAUCUGAUCUGGACCAACCGGGCGGUCUGCAAUCGACCGAUUCUGAUACCGAAAACAAUGCAGGUUCUCGUUCGCCUUUGCUGGAGCCAAGGAAUCGAGCUCCUCUGGUGAUCGUUGAAGCCAAAAACACUUCAUGCAUCAUUCCAGCGACGAGCAGUGGGAAUACGGCUUCGAAAAUCAAUGAUAAGAUACGAAAGUCCUCGAGCAUAACCAUCGAUGAUUCACCGAUCAAACAAUCCAGCCCCUUGGAGGAAAACGGAGGUCCUUCGUCGAGUGACUGGGAACAAACGAGUGCCAGCUCCAAGGAUAUGUUGAUUUCGGUCAAGGAUCAGGGCAGCCGAAAUUCCGGAGGGAAAUGUGGCGAUGGUGAGAAGGUUCCGGGUGAUGGUGUUGCGAGUGGCGAAGCAAUAAAAAAUAUGGUAUUCGAACUGGAAUACGGGGGAUACGAUGACGAAACAUCACGAACCGAUGCGAGCCACAAGGUUCGGAAGGAAUCCGGAAAGAAGGAAUUUGAACGGGAGAAAAGUGGGUCUGUGUCAUCAGAAACAACGGUAUCGUCGAUUGCGCGGAAUUUGGGAGCGAUUCCCAAGACAUCGUCUAAUCGCAUCACUAAUCGAAGAUUAAGUGCCGAAGAAAAUUAUCCGAGCAGCAGCAGUAAGAUCUAUAAUCGGACGCUUUCACAGCGUCUGUCAGCCGAGCGUAUACCGGAAAAUGCUACUGCAACACCCUUGAUAACUUUUCUCAACUACCGCUCGGAAGUUCCCAUUCCGCCAAUUUAUCUUCCCGGGAAUAGUUCUCUUUCGGAACAACAGGCGUCCAGUUUCACGUCGUUUCGUCGACCACAAAUAUAUGGUUCGGAACGUAACUAUCGGCAGAUCCAGUGUCGACUGCGUAUGUCUCGCAGCAAACAUCCGGUGGUUUCAAUGGAACCGAACUCGGGAAUCGGACCGAGCAGUUCCCGGGACGAGGAUAAUAACAACUGUAAUUAUUGUAUAGACUCGAUUGAUAAUCCAACGACAUCCAGCCGAAGCGUGGGAGGUUCUAGUACUACGUUUCAUGAUCAAACAGAGGUGCCUUUAAAUUUGUUAGUGGACGACCCGGAACGGUGGGUCCAACUGAUUGAACGAGCAACGAUAGAAGACGUCAUUAAGGAGCGAAUAGCAAUGAGUAGAGGAGGGGGAAGCGUCGGAAUCGGAGCUUCCGGAGACAAUAAUAAUACUUCGAUAAAUUCGAGCGGGAUUGAUAAAGCGAUGGCUCCGACGGAAUACAGUUUGUCAAGUGCACAAAGUGCUAUCGAUGUGGUUCCGAGAUCAAUGUUUGGGGAACCACAGAUACGACCCAAACGGUAUUACAAGUUUCCCGUCAAUCUCUGCUGCAUAAAGGAAUUUAGCAUUUCUAUGAACCGGCUGCAACUUUUGGCGUUGUUUGAUCGUGACACAAACUGGUUCCAAGUAGCCUUGGCGAUUAUUCUCUGUACAUUGGUGUCUCUGCUUGGGUCCACUGUGCUGUAUCUGAAGUUCUACGAGGAUCUGUACGCCUUUAUUUUCUGUUUUGUCAUCGCAGGAAGCCAGUAUUCACUGUUGAAAAGUGUGCAACCUGAUGCGGCAUCCCCGAUCCAUGGGUUUAACAAAACGGUCACAUACUCCAGACCGAUCUAUUUUUGCAUUUGUUCAUCGUUGCUGCUGGGAGCGCACCAUAUGCUGCGUGAAUACCAACUCAAUCCGGAAUCCGUAAUGGAUCGCAUUACCCUUUUUGGUUUUCACAUAUCGAUCAUCGAAUUUCUCCAAUGCAUACAAAGUAUACUCUCUGUGGUCAUUCUACUGUUUCCGUUCUUGUUCAGCUUGGGAUUGUUUCCUCAAAUCAAUACAUUCGCAAUGUAUUUUCUAGAACAAAUAGAUAUGCAUAUUUUUGGAAGUAAUGCAGCUUGCAGUUUGUUGUCGUCGUUUCUGUCUGUUAUUCGAUCGUUAUUGGCCUGUACAUUGUUGUUUGGACCUGCGUAUGGCGGGCUAUCAGAAACGGGUACCCAACACGUGCUCUUUUCCAUGUUUUGUGCGUUUUUGAUAACGGUUUCGUACCAUCUGUCCCGCUGUGCUAGUGACUUUACCUACAUUUGGGCUGUGAUCAAAUCAAGUUUAAUCGUUCAUCCGGAUUACGACGAUAACAGUAAGGAAGAUUCCAAAAUGUCGACCGAUUCCGAUGAUAAAACAUCCACUGAUCCAGACAACCAUCGAUCAAGCGAUGAAAUCCAUAAGGACGUGGAUGAAGAAGCUAAUCGUGAAUCUACGAAGGAACUGGACGACCCCUUACCGAAAAAGUUACAAUACACGGUUACAUCAAGAUUGAAAAAUGAUGCAGUUGUCUGUGCUGUAUUGUCGCUUAUCAUAUUCAGCUUGCAUUGUAGCACGGUAUUUACCGUGUUGCAGCCAGACAUAAACUACGUUCUGCACACGGGAGCCUGCAUUUUGGGAUUUUUGAUUCACUAUAUAGUGCCCCAGUUGCGGAAACAUCUUCCCUGGCUGUGUAUUGCAAAACCGAUUCUGAAGGCUAAGGAAUUUGGGCUGUUUGAAGUGCAGAACUUGUCCAAGAUCAUGUGGUUCGAGACGAUGUACGUUGUUUUGUGUUUCUUCGAGCGCAAUAUCCUUUACCCGUUGAUAUUUCUGAGUGCCCUGACAGCAGAUUCCGGUGAAAUUGCUUCUAAAUUUGGUCUUACUAUGGGCACGAUCCUGGUUGUUGUCAGCGGAUUGAAAUGUGUUCGGAAUGCCUACUCAGACAUCAGUAGUCAAUACAUCGUUCUCAUUUUCACAGUUCUAUUUUUCCGGAUCGACUACAAACUUUCGAGCGAAUCUUUCUUGAUAGACUACUUUUUCGUUUCGAUUUUGUAUCGGAAAAUUACGGAAUUUUUGUUGAAGCUUCAAUUCGUAGUCACCUAUAUCGCCCCGUGGCAGAUAACCUGGGGUUCUGCAUUCCACGCUUUUGCACAGCCAUUUAGCGUUCCACAUUCGGCGAUGUUGUUCCUGCAAACUGCCAUCAGUGCUCUGCUGUCGACACCAUUGAAUCCGUUUUUAGGAAGUGCCAUAUUUCUCACCUCCUACGUGCGCCCGAUCAAGUUCUGGGAACGGGACUACAACACCCGCCGAAUCGACCAUUCCAACACUAGGCUAAGUUCCCAGCUGGAACGAGAUCUGGGGGCCGACGACAACAACCUGAAUAGCAUCUUUUACGAGCACCUAACCCGAUCGCUGCAGCACUCGUUGUGCGGGGAUCUGCUGAUGGGUCGCUGGGGCCCCGUCAGCCAGGGCGAUUGUUUCGUUCUGGCAUCGGAUUAUCUUAACUGUUUAGUCCAUAUAAUCGAACUGGGCAACGGACUUUGUACGUUUCAAAUGCGAGGUCUGGAGUUUCGAGGCACCUACUGUCAGCAACGCGAAGUGGAAGCAAUAUCUGAAGAAGUGGAGGAGAAUAUCGGUUGUUGCUGUUGUACCGUUGGCCAUCUGCCUCGGAUGUUAAGUGCCAAUGCUAUGUUCACUACUCGGUGGCUCGCCUGGCAGGUGAUGGCUUCCAAGUAUGUCCUGGAAGGGUACUCGAUCUCGGACAACUCAGCGACGGCUACGUUACAGGUUUUCGAGUUCCGGAAAGUGCUCAUUUCUUACUACGUCAAGAGUAUAAUCUAUUACGCCAUUCGUUCACCUAAGUUGGUUAAUUGGUUACAAUCGGUUGCCAUAGAAGAGGCACUAGAGCAUACCUUGGAUCGGCAGUUUGUUGAUUUGGAUCCGGUAUUCAAUCACAACCUCGACGAUGACUAUGAUUUUCGGGCGGCAGGAAUUACGAGGGCAAGUUUUUGGAACGUCUAUGGCGAGUGGAUUCAAUUUUGCUGCGAAAAAAGACGGCAGCAAAUGCAAGCGGCGAUAAAUGAAAAGUCGACUCCGAAAAAAGGAACUGCAAAUAGUAGUGGACCUUCGGGUACCGGGGCUUCUGCGGUAGGAGCUUCAACAUCCACCAUUCCAAACAGUGGCGUUAUGCUGAGAUCAGCUAAUGAGUUAAACCAUAGGGAGCAAGGGGGUGGCGAUGCUGAUGGUCCCAAGCAACCAGCGGAAGGAGAAUCUAGUACCAACAAUGGUCCUACAAUGUUUAAUGCAGGAAAUAACGGGGGAAAUGUCAACUCAAAUCAGUCGUUUUUUAGUUCGAACCGAGAGUCACUGGUCACUUCGCUCUGCAUGGCGUUGGCUCUUCUAGCUCGUAGAACCCUGGCCACAGCCAGCCACAGUUCGUCAUGCGGUGUCGAGUUUUUUCUACACGGUUUGCACGCUCUUUUCAAGGGCGACUUCCGAAUCACCUCGACCAGAGAUGAGUGGGUUUUUGCGGAUAUGGAACUGCUCCACGGAGUUGUAGCGCCUGCAGUUCGAAUGUCACUCAAACUACACCAGGACCAUUUUCUCUGCCCGGAUGAGUACGAUGACUACAGUGCUCUGUUCACUGCGAUCGAUUAUCACACCAAAGAACUGGUGAUAUCGCACGAGGCCGACCCGUUGUGGCGUAAUGCCGUGCUCCGUGGAGCACCUAACCUAUUGGCCUUGCGACACGUAAUGGACGAUGGAUCGGACGAAUACCGAGUGAUAAGACUGAGUAAAAGGUUUUUAAGCUUCCGUGUCAUAAAGCUGAAUCGUGAAUGCGUUCGAGGACUUUGGGCUGGCCAACAGCAGGAACUGAUUUAUCUUCGAAACCGAAAUCCCGAGCGCGGAAGCAUUCAGAAUGCAAAACAAGCCCUUCGCAACAUUAUUAAUUCGUCCUGUGAUCAACCUAUAGGAUAUCCUAUUUAUGUUUCUCCUCUAACAACGUCCUAUGCGGAAACAAAUCCACAGCUAUGCAAAAUUAUUGGAGGAGAAAUAACACUGGAAAAAAUCCAGCACCUUCUCAUCAACUGUUGGAAUCGAGUGCGGCAGCGAUGCCGCGAAGGGUGUAGUAGCGGAAGUGCAAUUAUAGACAACGAAAUGGGAGAAAUUCAAGGAGUCUAUAGCAAUACUCCCACUCCGAACAAUACUCUCUCCGGCACUGCUGGAACCUUAUCGUAUGGAAGUCAAAACAUGUCCCUGUCCGGUGCGGCUAAUCGUGGAAGCCUUGCUAGCAUCAACAAACCCACCAGUUCUACCCUUCUCGCCGGGUUUCUGAACAGGGAACGUGACUCAGAGCGGGAUACUCUUCGUGAUCGAGCAGGUGUCAUGAAACGCAACCUUAGCAGUAACAGCAAAGACCGGAUUGACCGUGCUCUAGCAGCCAGCAAACGUGAGUCUUACAAAGAAGCGCUAGCCGGAGGAAGCGGACUUGGUGUUGCAGUCGGAAGUAGCAACAAUUCUAGUCUGAAGCAACAAGAGAGCGUAGAGUCUACCUCUGGGACACAUGCCAAAAGCAAUGCUUCGUCUUCGAUGAAUCUGCACAUGACCCCAAACACUAGUCAGGCAGCUACCACUAGCGGUUCGGUAAUGUUUACUCUGUCACCACCGGGAGAAAGUCCCUAUCCAAUAUUCUCCACCAACGAAUGCAGCGGUGGUGCGGCAAGCGUAGAGCGGUCAGAUUCCAACAGCAGCAGUAGGGUCAAAGAAAACUUAUCGGAGGAAAUCGAACCCGAUCAAUCACAGUGCCAAGUGCAUUCGCAAACACAAUGGACCAAUACGUCGCCUGCAAUAGGUUUGAACAAGAAAGUCAUCAUAGUCGAUUCUUUGCAGAUCUACGACUGUCUGGAUCUUGGUCGCCGCAUAGACGUUAUUUGGCCCAACGAACAGUACCGCAGUUGUGGGGGUCGAUCGUCCUGGAAAGAUUGGCAACCCCAAGAGGGAAUGGUGGGCAACGUAAUCCACUACUGGCAGCCAAACCAUCCGAAUCAUCAUUUUCGUUCCAACGUCAACCGAACUAUUCUACUUGUAAAGAUCGGUGAACGUUGCGUACCGAUUGGUGAGAAGGGUAUCAAGGAGUACAACACCAUUGGGCUGAUGUCGGCCGGUGCUAGCACAUCCGGAACGGCUAGCCAAAGCAGUGGUUUAGUGAGCAAACAAUCCUCCCUAGAAGUAGCGCCAUCGGCUGCCGGAGCGGUAAGUGAAUCCAUUCUUAACCAUCCAGAUUCCCAAACAACCGAUGAUGGUGCACCCACUGAUACUACCAAACCGAGCCCAGAAUCGGCUAACGAAUAAUCCGGAACAUUCAAUUUCUCUCUUGUUUCUAUAAGUUGGGGUGUAACGCAGUAGAACCCGGCAUACCACGGAAAUUUAUUCAUAUUUAAAUGUUUUUAUCUCGAUAAACUCUACUCAGCAAUCGUUCUACUUUCAUCAUCCAGACUAAUACUUCAUAUACCAACCUACGUUUAAUGCGUUACAAAAUCAUUAAAAAUAAUUUAAAAUCGUUACAAUCUACACAGCCACACAAAGUUGUUCGAACGCAUCAGUUGAUAGUUUAUUAAUACCAUUAUUUGGGUUUUUGUCACCACCAUCAUCCCAAGCAACUAUCGCGGUUGAGGUGAUCUUCCUUUUUAACCUGAACUAGAACAUGUUUAAACAAGUUGAUCAAUUUUCUAUGUUAACUAAAAUUGGUGAACCAAUACUCGAAUGAACAAAAAAAAUCGUUGCGCUAAACUAUUUUACAUACAUACACACACGUUUGCGGGUAAGUUUCACGGAUUUAUCAUCAUCAUCAUCUGUUUUUGAUCUUUAACGAAUUGAACAUGUCUUAUGGUAGAUAGUAUAAUAAUAGAGAGUCGUUGUAAAAUCGGAAUAGCGGAACGCCGAACGCAAAGGAGAAAUAGAAAGUUUUAUUUUUGUAAAAAUAGCUGGUAUUAUCUAAUUUUGUAGCGGAUUUUAAAUAAAAUAUUUAAAUUUUAUCGCAGUACAAAACAGUGUGACUGAGAUUCGUUUUGUGUGGGUGCGUUGUAUUUCUUUGGGUGCACCAUGUGAUGCUGAGAUUUGUUGAGCGUUUGAUGAUUGACUGCGAUAAAAUGAUACUGCAAAAGAUAAAAAUGUGAUAAUAUAAAGUAAGCAACUUUACCUACAUUAAAUUUACUAUUCAGAUUACAUAAACACUGUAAAAAUCCUUGAUAAAAAAAACAUCGUUAAAUUGUUCGAGCGAGACGUCGAAGGAAAAGUUUAAAAAAUUACAAACCUAAAUAUCACGAUUAUAUUGGAAACAAAUAGUUUAUCCACUAUUACAAAUCACGCGUAGAUAGAAAUAUAUUGAAGGAAAAUAAAGAAAAACAAAAUAAACGAAUAGAGAGUUUAAAAGAGACAAACGUUAUUUAAGCUUAAUCAUUUCACGGUAAUUUGACGCUCGCUUUCGUUUUACGAAAAAUCUGAAACAGAAACUGUUUCGAAUCAGCAAACGAAACAUACAAAAUAAAAGAAAACAGGUUAAGCUUUUAAUUCCGA
This is a messenger RNA of Uranotaenia lowii, 9976 nucleotides long. RefSeq names its product protein pecanex (gene pcx). The transcript has 12 exons. Gene Ontology annotation, biological process: endoplasmic reticulum organization. Lineage: Eukaryota; Metazoa; Arthropoda; Insecta; Diptera; Culicidae. The record is from RefSeq and is a predicted model, not a curated record. Gene Ontology annotation, cellular component: membrane; endoplasmic reticulum. Bases 641 to 8752 code for a protein of 2703 amino acids.